Molecule: messenger RNA, 514 nt
Organism: Poecile atricapillus (Black-capped chickadee)
Lineage: Eukaryota; Metazoa; Chordata; Aves; Passeriformes; Paridae
Gene: PPP1R14A
Product: protein phosphatase 1 regulatory inhibitor subunit 14A
Exons: 4
Coding region: 43-489 (148 amino acids)
Biological process (GO): regulation of phosphorylation
Cellular component (GO): cytoplasm
Molecular function (GO): protein serine/threonine phosphatase inhibitor activity
Source: RefSeq, a predicted model, not a curated record
CCCCCUACCCCCGGCGGCCGCCCCGGCUCCGCGUCCCGAGCGAUGGCGGCGAACCGGGCGGGGCGGCGGCGGGGCCGGGGGGGCUCGGCCGGCCCGGGGGGGCUCGCGGAGGGUCGGGGGUCCCCGGGGGGGCUCUCGCCGGACCCCCGGGGGGGUUCCGGGGGGUCCCCGGGCCGCAGCCCCGGGGUGCAGCGGAGAUCGGCGCGGGUCACGGUGCGCUACAACCGGCAGGAGCUGCAGCGGCGGCUGGACACGGAGCGCUGGAUGGACGGGAGGAUCGGGGAGCUCUACCGGGGACAGGAGAUGCCGGAGGAGCUGAACAUCGAUGAACUCCUGGAGCUCGACACGGACGAGGAGCGAGCCCGGAAAAUCCAGACCAUGCUCAGCUCCUGCGCCGCCGACACCCGGGAAUUCGUGGCGCAGCUCCUGGAGCAGCUCCGGGGGCUCCCGAGGCAGCGGCUCCUGCAGGGGCCCCUCCCCCACCCCUGACCCCUCCCCCACCCCGACCCCUCCC